AUGACCAAAAGCUUGGUCAAAGAGGUAGAUCUUCAGACGGCCCUUGAAAGAGUCGAGGGCUUGUCGUUUUCCCCUGUGUUGCGACGUAAGGCAGCGAAGGGGGGGGGGGGGGGGGGUUGGUACCCCGAGGCCAUGAUCGUGCCGGUGGCCUUCGGGCUGGUCUUCGUGCUCGGGCUGGUGGGCAACGGGCUGGUGCUGGCCGUGCUGGGCCGGGCCAAGCCCGGGCGGGCGCGCAGCGUCACCAACGUGCUGGUGCUGAACCUGAGCCUGGCCGACCUGUCCUUCCUGGUGCUGUGCGUCCCGUUCCAGGCCACCAUCUACACGCUGCCCGAGUGGGUCUUCGGCGCGCUCCUGUGCAAGUGGGUGCACUACUUCGUGACGGUGACCAUGCUGGUCAGCGUCUUCACCCUGGGCGCCAUGGCCGUGGACCGCUACCUGGCCGUGGUCCGCGCCCGCCGCUCGCAGGGGGUCAGGAACACCCGCAACGCCGCCCUGGGGGUGGCCGCCAUCUGGGGCCUCUCGCUCCUGCUGGCGGUGCCGGUGCCGUGGCACCAGGCGCUGCUGACCGGCGUCCAGCAGGCGCCCAACCGGACCUUCUGCUGGGAGCAGUGGGCCGACCGGACCCACAAGCAGGUCUACAAGGCCACCGUCCUGGUGGUCGGGUACCUCCUGCCUUUGGCGCUCAUCUGCUGCUGUUACGCGAAGGUUUUAUUUCACCUGCACAGAAAGAUAAAGAACAUAUCGAAGAAAUCCAGGAGAUCCAAGAAAAAGACUGCAAAGACUGUAAUGCUGGUUGUUGCUGCAUUCCUUCUUUCCUGGCUGCCGCAUCACAUCAUAACCAUGUGGGUUGCAUUUGGAAACUUCCCAAUAACAGACGCCUCAUUUGUUUUCCGAAUCAUCGCUCACUGUAUGGUGUAUGGCAACUCCUGCAUCAAUCCCAUAAUAUACGCUUUCCUGUCAGAGAACUUCAGGAAAGCCUGCCAACAAGUCUUCACGUGCAAAUGCUUUUUGCCGCCUCCCAUUGAGGAAAAGGUGGUGAGGAUUCGCAUGGAGACCUUUUCCACCACCCAUUCAAUAACAAACGCUUGAGACUGUUCUUUGGAUCUGUAUAUUAUUGUGACUGAGCAAAUGUACCUUAUAUGUACUGAAACUGCACAUCCAAUGGGACUCAUAUGACAUAUGGGAUGCAGGUAUUGAUUUGGAUAACACAACAACAACUUGCAUUUAUAUAGCACCCUUCACAGGGGGUUGUGUUCAGAGCAUUUUAACUACCAAUAAAUGUCCAAACGAUGAUUGCACAGAUGCAUCUGUAAAACCAACUGAAGAGUAUAAGUGAGUGCUCCAAUAUCUCUCGGCUAAAAAUGUACUCGGUUGCAUUUUUCUGUACGUGCACAUGUUGAGUAGAAAUAAGCUGGUUAAAUUGUGUGAUAAAGGGAAACCGCAAUGACAUCAAGUAUAAGUUAUUGACAAAUAUUCUAAUCAGAAGCAGCAAUGGGUCAGAUUGGAAUCAUUCUGGAUGUAUUGGACGAUCACAAAUGAACUCGAAACUUAAAGAGGACAAUGCAAAAAGAGCACUUUAUGGUAUUUUGCUAAAUUAUUAAUUCACACAAACAGUUUGAGUAGAAGGAAAGAACCUGUGUAUCUAUAGCGCCUUACCACGUCAAUACUAUUUAAACUGUCUUGCAGUAAUCAUUACCAUUGUGUAGUGACUGUAUUUUUUCUAGGCAAAUAGGACAUUCAAGGGAUAAGUUAAAUGUUGGAGACCAGUUUCUCUAUAUACGCUGCUGAUUGCUCAGAGCCUUAUUGAUUCUACCAUUGAGCCAUUGCCGACUCAUGCUCCUUAGUGAGACCUGGGCCCAUGCUUUGGUUCCCAUGAGGGAAAAAUAUGGAAGAAUCUUCAGGAACUAUACUUUCUGCCCUCUGGUAUUGAAGUAAAACAAGGUACAUUUGAGCUUUAGCUGCAGUUAUUUCAGUACUACUAAUUUGUUUACAAUGGUUCAUAUUUCUGCUAGCAAUUGAUGAAGUAUCUUUCCAGGGGUAUAUUUCAAUGAUUUUCUAAAUGCAGCUGGAUGCAGUAACUUUUAGUUCACUAGCGUGUUGUACAGAAGCAUGGGAAAGAAUAACAUGAGUUAUUUUAUUGGUCAUUAUUCAUACCGCUGCUUAGUACAAACCUCGUACUGAUGUCCUUUCAAAUAAGGGAGCUGACAGUUUAAUGCACAUUAGGUUGUAGAAUAUAAGAGGUAACUAAGAAAACCUUGCCAUUUGAGCUCAGAACCUUAGGGAUGACGGCAAACAAUCAAAGCAGGAUUUUGUGUGUAUUACCAAGCCUAUAAAUGAUCUGAAAAUCUAGAAUGGAUUGCAGAAUAUACACAAUCACAAUCUUUUCAUGUGCCUAGUUUAAAUCAAAUUGAGAUACUUUCAAACAAUCUUAUGAAAUACCUAAGAGUUACUACAACUAAUUGAAUGGUAUAUCCGGAGUAAGAUUCCCACCUACAUCCAGAUUUACUUUUUAGGAUAAUAUUUCAGUGUGCAGAAUUUGGCAAAUUGUCGAAUUCAGUUUUAACAUUUAA
This is a messenger RNA of Callorhinchus milii (elephant shark), 2570 nucleotides long. Its product is annotated as galanin receptor type 1-like. Gene Ontology annotation, biological process: neuropeptide signaling pathway. Bases 1 to 1089 code for a protein of 362 amino acids. The record is from RefSeq and is a predicted model, not a curated record. Gene Ontology annotation, cellular component: membrane. The transcript is spliced from 5 exons. NCBI's taxonomy places the organism in Eukaryota, Metazoa, Chordata, Chondrichthyes, Chimaeriformes, Callorhinchidae. Gene Ontology annotation, molecular function: G protein-coupled peptide receptor activity.